Lentinula edodes (shiitake mushroom) is the source of this 252-nucleotide messenger RNA. RefSeq lists its product as uncharacterized. The transcript has 2 exons. NCBI's taxonomy places the organism in Eukaryota, Fungi, Basidiomycota, Agaricomycetes, Agaricales, Omphalotaceae. The record is from RefSeq and is a predicted model, not a curated record. The annotation marks the transcript as partial.
CUCCUUCUUUACAUCGGUCAUGACAUACAAGAUAAAGAUAUUCCCCAUCGUACAAAGCUGACGGAGCUCAUCCUGAAGCAGUAUGAGAUACAUUGGCAUGAAAUGACUCGUGAAAUGAAGGCUUCGUUGGGUCGAAUAUCAUUCACUUCUGACAUGUGGACCAAUGGUAUUCUCAAGGGAUUCAUGGCCAUUACUGUGCACUAUAUGAUGAAAGAUGCAGCUGGUCACCUUACAAUGAAGUCGCGUCUGAUU